Messenger RNA from Hydatigera taeniaeformis, 621 nucleotides. The record is from the annotation of a GenBank genome assembly. NCBI's taxonomy places the organism in Eukaryota, Metazoa, Platyhelminthes, Cestoda, Cyclophyllidea, Taeniidae.
AUGUUUUCACAUUUCUUUCCCUCUAGUCGAGAAUUCUUCAGCGAACUCUUUCGGCGCUACCUUCAGUACACCGCUGCACUAGGGUCAGUGAAUUCGUCAUUUGGUGGCGGUGGUGGUGGUGGAAGGAUUCCACGUGGAAAACGUGGUCGCAGUAGGCGUGGAAACCACUUGCUUUCAAUGCGAUGCCUCUGCUUGAACGCGAUGGCAAUUGUCUAUGGACGGUGUCAUGCAGAAAUUGGGGCUGUUUCAGACAUUCCUCUCCUAGUGCACCUCAUGGAUAGAACGCCGUCGGCUGCAGAGCGCGACUGUCUUAUCACGUUAUUGGAGAAACUGAUGAUUAAUAAGUACAACGCGGAUGAGUUCCUCGAAGCCGACGGUGUGCGUGUGGUCACCGACCUUGCGUGUCUCUCGCAUCUCCACACCUCACGCGCACCUGUCCCCACGGCAACGAACGUGCUUAAAGGAGACGUUGACAGUCCGGAGGCAGCGGAGGGUGGUGGAGCGACACAGCGUGAGUGGUGGUACUGGCGUGCUACCGAACCGCGUGGCUCAGAGGGACCCUUCACUUUUGCCGAGGUCUAUCCUCUCCAUUUACAUCUGAAUGUUCAACAACCUUUGUGA